AUGAGCGAAUCUGAAGCCAAAGCAGGAGUAGCUACACCACCAGGUAAAUCCGAACAAGCUGCUCCAGUAGCAGCAGCAACCAGCGGUGAAAAGAAACUAUCUAAUAAGGAAUUGAAAGAAAUGAAAAAGCAGGAAAAGGCUGCAAAGAGAGCGGCACUGAAACAGGCUAAUGGUAUGUCCAUCGAGCAGCAACAACAACAAGCACAAAUCAAAAAAGAGAAAAAGCAGCUGCAACGUGAACAACAACAGAAGAGAGAACAAAAGCAAAAGAAUGCUAACAAGAAAAAGCAAAGCGGGCAAAACGUGAAGAAAAGUACCCUUUUUGGUCAUUUAGAAACCACUGAAGAAAGAAGAGCCACCAUCUUGGCGGUGACAAGUGCAGUAUCAUCUCCAAGGACUUCUAGGAUCACCGCUGCCGGGUUGAUGGUCCCCGUAGUGGCCAGCGCAUUAUCAGGAUCAAACGUAUUGACAGCUUCGUCUUUGAUGCCUACGGGCUCAAAUGCUGCCUCUACACCAGCAACUACGGCCCCCACAUCAGCGACAACGACAAUUUCCGCUUCUUCCACAGCCCUCUCUGCUGCUUCUACUUCAACGGCAACAAUCACUACAACUGCGGUACAACAAGAAAUUGCCUCAUCAAACGCAUCUGAUGUUGCCAAGACAUUGGCAUCCAUUUCAUUAGAAGCAGGUGAGUUUAAUGUCCUCCCUGGUAUAUCUUCAGUGAUUCCAGCGGCAUUGGAACAGUCGUUUGAUAGUUCCAGUUUGGUAUCAUCCGUUAAGGAACUGUUACUUAACAAAGAUCUCAUUCAUCCAUCAAUUUUAUUAUUGACUUCCCAUUUGGCACACUAUAAAAUAGUGGGAUCCAUCCCACGUUGCAUAGCUAUGCUAGAAGUUUUCCAAAUUGUUAUCAAAGACUACCAAACACCAAAGGGAACCACCUUGUCACGUAAUUUAACAAGUUAUUUGUCGCAUCAGAUCGAUCUUUUGAAGAAAGCUAGACCAUUAAGUGUCACUAUGGGUAAUGCUAUAAGAUGGUUGAAACAAGAAAUUUCGUUGAUCGAUCCAUCUACACCCGAUAAAGCAGCUAAGAAAGAUCUUUGCGAAAAGAUUGGACAAUUCGCCAAGGAGAAAAUUGAAUUGGCUGAUCAACUAAUCAUAGACAACGCCUCGACACAAAUUGAAGACUCUACUACUAUCGUCACGUAUGGCUCAUCAAAAGUCUUGACUGAGUUGCUACUUCAUAACUCUAUUGGCUUAAAGAAAAACAUUAAAAUUAUUGUUGUUGACUCGAGACCAUUAUUCGAGGGCCGAAAAAUGGCAGAGACAUUAAGAAAUGCAGGCGUCAACGUUAUGUAUGCUCUCAUUACAAGUUUAGACACGGUUUUCAACAUGGACGUGGAUUAUGUAUUCUUGGGAGCACAUUCUAUUUUAUCCAAUGGAUUUUUAUACUCAAGAGCGGGUACAGCAAUGUUGGCAAUGAGUGCUAAGAGAAGAAAUAUACCUGUAUUGGUGUGCUGUGAAAGUUUAAAGUUUUCACAAAGAGUGCAAUUAGAUAGUGUAACAUUUAAUGAAUUGGCGGAUCCGAAUGAUUUGAUUAAUAUAGAUUAUGAAAAUCCAGUGGAAAGACGUGGUAAUAAAGGUGCGUUACUAAACCAGUUCGUGAAGGAGAGGAAACUUGAAAAGAAAAAACUAGAAAUGGAAAAUAAACCAAAGGGUAAUAAGAUUGGCGGCAAGAAGGGGUCUGAAGAAGAAAAUAAAGAUGUUAAUGAUGAGGGAGAUAACGGUGAAAAAAACAUCUUGGAUGGAUGGCAAGAACUACCUUCAUUAAAUAUUGUCAACAUAUUGUAUGAUUUGACGCCACCCGAAUACAUCAAAAAGGUCAUCACUGAAUUCGGUGCUUUGCCACCUUCAUCUGUGCCUGUUAUCCUAAGAGAAUACAAAGGUUCCGCAUAG
Saccharomyces eubayanus is the source of this 1953-nucleotide messenger RNA. RefSeq names its product translation initiation factor eIF2B subunit delta (gene GCD2). The coding region runs from base 1 to 1953 and encodes 650 amino acids. The transcript has a single exon. NCBI's taxonomy places the organism in Eukaryota, Fungi, Ascomycota, Saccharomycetes, Saccharomycetales, Saccharomycetaceae. The record is from RefSeq and is a predicted model, not a curated record.